AUGCCCAAGACUCAUUUCUCACGUAUUUCUCCUCGGAGGGGCCUGUUUUACCUUCCCCCCUGCUCAAGGAGGUUUUCAUGUAUAGUUCUGGUGGUUGCUCUACUGACAGUUAUAUUACUGUUUAUUCCUGCAACAAGGAACUUGUUGCUCUCCCCCAUCUGGCCCAAAACCUGGAGAGAAAUGGGAACCUUGCAAGCUUUAACUAUCAAAUUUUCUCCAGAGCUCCCAGAGGAGCCUGAUAUCAAGCAUUGUUAUAUAAAGACAGAACCAGGUGUUUCCUUGUCUGAUAUUGAUAAGAGUAAAGUGAUGUUUCACUCAGAUGUGUACAAGGCAGAACUCCGACAAGCUGAACAUCGGCUGUUUUUUCCACCAUUGAAAGAAGAUGAGAAACUGACCCUGCUGCACACUUACCUGGUUGUUGCCACCAGCUUGCAGAAAGCGGGUAUAGCAUUCAUGCUGGUGGAAGGUUCACUUCUUGGUGUUCACCGCCACCGGGGCAUGGUGCCAUGGGAUGAUGAUAUUGACAUUGCCAUCAGUGUUCUCAAUAGGAAGAGUGUUGGCAGACUCUUAGGUUGCAUACAGGGUUUCGACCUCGUGGUCAGCUAUGUUGGACACUGGAAGUUUUUCCCAAAUUCUACACAGCAUGGACAUCACUUCCCGUUCAUAGACAUUUUUUUCUAUGCAGAGGAUGAAGAUUAUCUUUGGGCAGUGACUGAUUAUUUAAAACAGACAGUGGUCUUCCCCAAGAAACAUACUUUCCCACUGAACACUGCUUCCUUUGAAGGUUUGAUUGUGCCUGUGCCAAAAGAUACUGAUUACAUUCUCAGAAGUGUGUUUGAUUUUGAAACCUGCCAGUCUUCUAGCUACAAUCACAAGGAAGGUAUGAGCAUACCUGAAAUGUCAACAGUUCCAUGUUCCUCAUUAACUUAUUUAUAUACCAUGUUUAACUUGAAAUAUUAG
Molecule: messenger RNA, 960 nt
Organism: Candidula unifasciata
Lineage: Eukaryota; Metazoa; Mollusca; Gastropoda; Stylommatophora; Geomitridae
Source: the annotation of a GenBank genome assembly